ACGCCUACUUAUAGCUUUCGUCUGUGAAACAUCGAACUUCGAAGAGUACUUGUAAAUGGUGUUUAGUGGCCUUUGAGAAUUAACUUUAUAGCAGUAGCAGUUCGCAUUGCCUUCUAAAAGUUGUUUUGAAGAGGGAAAAAACCGGAGAUGAGUUUCUUAUUUGGAAGCCGUUCAUCAAAGACUUUCAAGCCCAAGAAAAAUAUCCCAGAAGGCUCUCAUCAGUAUGAACUGCUGAAACAUGCAGAGGCCACCUUAGGAAGCGGAAACCUUCGAGCUGCUGUGAUGUUACCAGAGGGAGAGGACCUUAACGAAUGGAUUGCUGUCAAUACUGUGGACUUUUUCAACCAGAUCAACAUGCUCUAUGGCACAAUCACUGAAUUUUGCACAGAAACCAGCUGUUCUGUUAUGUCUGCGGGGCCCAGGUAUGAAUAUCACUGGGCAGACGGCACCAACAUCAAAAAACCCAUCAAGUGUUCUGCUCCCAAGUACAUUGACUACUUGAUGACCUGGGUUCAGGAUCAGCUGGAUGAUGAAACUCUCUUCCCGUCUAAGAUCGGCGUUCCUUUCCCAAAGAACUUCAUGUCAGUGGCAAAGACUAUACUGAAGCGUCUGUUCAGGGUUUAUGCUCAUAUUUACCAUCAGCAUUUUGACUCGGUCAUGCAGCUUCAGGAGGAAGCUCAUCUUAACACCUCCUUCAAGCAUUUUAUCUUCUUUGUACAGGAGUUCAAUCUCAUUGAUCGCAGAGAGCUGGCACCCCUGCAGGACCUUAUUGAGAAACUAGGCAGCAAGGAUAGAUAGACGCUGGUAUGAAUACCGUAUUGGUCAGCCUUAAUGCAUUUUCCAGAAAGCCUUUAUUUGUCCUGUCUACUUUUUGGAGUCUGAAUUUGCUUUGUGCACACUGAUCGUCUUCGUUGUAUCUCAGCUGUGCUUCCUGAAGCUCAUAGAAGAAGUCAUCCUGAAAAACUCUUGAUUUAUGUGUGGAUUUUCUCUUUGUGUUUGUUCUGUUGUCAGUAUUACACUGUAGCUUUUUUUUUUUUAAAUGUAUUUGUGAUGUGGAUAUAAAACAAAUAUCACAGUUUAGUUUUGAUGGAAGUAAAAAUAAAACCAGCAUUUGUAGUCAGUACUUUUAUAUAAUGUGUGAGGGGAAAAAAAAAAAGAUUAAGAUGUAUUGGAGGAAGGGAUCAAUAUUACAUUUUAUUUUAUACAAGUUUGAAAACAAAUUAUUUUUGAUGUUUUCAUUUUUAUGUGAUUGCAUAUUCAACAGUGAAGAUUAUUACAAGACUUUUAACAAAAAUUUUGUUUGUAGGCGAAUCUCGAGAUUUUAUAUUCAGACUUUUAAGCAGUAUUUCAUGCAUAUUGGAAGCGUCAGGUUAAUUUUAUUUUUCCUUUUUUAUUUUAUUUCUACUCACAAUAAUGACUCUCUACCAUGUUCAUAAUCAGAUUUUCUAAAGCAUUUCGUCCUGUUAAUGUUUAGGUUAUAGCCAGUGAAUGUUAGUAAAAAUUAUCAUUUGCCAAAUGUCAUUUUUAAACAACAAAAUGGUUAUUUUGUUUUUUCAUGAAUUACACUGUAUUUUGCAUUAUUUGUAUUAGACAUCUUUUAAAAGAUGCACUAUAAGAUGUAUUGCAGUAAAAUAAUUUUAUUUUUAUUUUUUUAACGAUAUUGUGAGGUUGAUAUUUUUUACAAAAUGGAAAAACCCCAACUUUUAUUUUGAAACUGAAACUUUCCUCACCCGGAAGCACGUUUCUGCUGAGAUGCUUGAUGCAAAUAAAAUGGUCAAAAAGGUCUUAUACAUAUA
This is a messenger RNA of Onychostoma macrolepis, 1796 nucleotides long. It is a transcript of the gene mob1a, whose product is annotated as MOB kinase activator 1A. Gene Ontology annotation, cellular component: cytoplasm; nucleus. Gene Ontology annotation, biological process: hippo signaling; positive regulation of protein phosphorylation. The transcript has 6 exons. Gene Ontology annotation, molecular function: protein kinase activator activity. The record is from RefSeq and is a predicted model, not a curated record. NCBI's taxonomy places the organism in Eukaryota, Metazoa, Chordata, Actinopteri, Cypriniformes, Cyprinidae. Bases 148 to 798 code for a protein of 216 amino acids.